Messenger RNA from Carya illinoinensis, 592 nucleotides. Its product is annotated as G-type lectin S-receptor-like serine/threonine-protein kinase At1g11330. Gene Ontology annotation, molecular function: protein kinase activity; ATP binding. The record is from RefSeq and is a predicted model, not a curated record. NCBI's taxonomy places the organism in Eukaryota, Viridiplantae, Streptophyta, Magnoliopsida, Fagales, Juglandaceae. The transcript has 3 exons. Gene Ontology annotation, biological process: protein phosphorylation. The coding region runs from base 1 to 465 and encodes 154 amino acids.
AUGCUCCAAUUAGCUAGUGGACUAAGAAAUGUUGUACUAGGAAAUAAAAGGAAAGCGAAGGAAACACUAUCGUUCAACAUUGAGCAAGUAUGUGCAAAAUUUUCAGGUGAAAGCAAGCCUGAGGAUGGCAUCAACCAAGUUAAACUCUUGGAGCUACCUAUAUUUAGUUUUGAGGACCUAUCAAGUGCAACAAACAACUUUCAUCAAUCUAACAAGCUUGGGCAGGGUGGAUUUGGUCCUGUAUACAGGGGAAAAUUGUUACAAGGACAAGAAAUUGCAGUAAAAAGACUUUCAAGGGCCUCUGGACAAGGGCUAGAAGAAUUUAUGAAUGAGGUGGUUGUCAUUUCUAAACUUCAACACCGUAAUCUCGUUAGACUCCUUGGCGGGUGCGUUGAAGGAGAAGAAAAUUUGUUGAUCUAUGAAUACAUGCCAAACAAAAGCUUAGAUGUAUUUCUUUUUGGUUAGUUCAUUCUGAUGCCUUUGUGUUAAUAACUUUGCAUAUGAUGAUAAUCUAGAGUUAUAUAAAUCAAAUGAAAAAAUGGAAUGAUAUUCUUUUCUUAUGACUUCCUCAAAAUUACUUUAUUUUCACAUA